Messenger RNA from Abrus precatorius (Indian licorice), 3832 nucleotides. RefSeq names its product filament-like plant protein 4. NCBI's taxonomy places the organism in Eukaryota, Viridiplantae, Streptophyta, Magnoliopsida, Fabales, Fabaceae. The transcript is spliced from 6 exons. The record is from RefSeq and is a predicted model, not a curated record. The coding region runs from base 231 to 3485 and encodes 1084 amino acids.
GUGGAGAGAAAAGAAUAUAAAACUUUUUGAUAAUUUAUAGCAUGCGUUGCGUUGCUACGCAUAAGAGAAGUGCGGUUGUUAGAUCUCGGAGAUCGCGGUUACAUAAAUAAAACGUGAUAUCUUUCACUGGCAGUGCUGCUAGUACUGUACCACACCUGCUUCAAUGCAUUUCACCAAUAUAGUAAAUUUGGCUGAAUCCAGAAGAAAACCCUUGCUUCAACUCAAUCUUCAUGUUACCGCCAACAUUUCUGAUGGAUCGACGCUGGCCUUGGAAGAAAAAAUCGUCAGAGAAGACUGUGCUUGAGAAAGCAGCUACUGCAUUGGACUCCUCCGAUGCUUCCAACCAGGAUAACAACAAGAAACGAAACUAUAUUCAAAUCUCUGUGGAAUCCUAUUCACAUUUGUCUGGCUUGGAGGAUCAAGUGAAGACAUAUGAGGAAAAAGUUCAGACACUAGAGGAUGAGAUCAAGGAAAUGAAUGAAAAGCUAUCUGCAGCAAACUCUGAGAUCAAUACAAAGGAAAGCAUGGUUAAACAACAUGCUAAGGUAGCUGAAGAAGCUGUAUCAGGUUGGGAAAAGGCUGAAGCUGAAGCUUUGGCAUUGAAGAACCAUCUAGAAUCUGUCACUCUUCUAAAACUCACUGCUGAUGAUCGUGCAACUCAUUUAGAUGGUGCUCUUAAAGAGUGUAUGCGACAGAUACGAAACCUUAAGGAAGAACAUGAACAAAAAAUACAGGAAGUUGCUCUCUCGAAAACCAAGCAAUUGGACAAGAUUAAGGGAGAACUUGAGGCAAAGAUAGUUAACUUUGAACAGGAACUUCUUAGGUCAACUGCGGAAAGUGGGGCUUUGUCAAGGUCGUUGCAGGAGCGCUCUAACAUGCUAAUCAAAUUGGGCGAAGAAAAAGCUCAUGCUGAGGCUGAAAUUGAGCUUCUUAAGAGCAACAUAGAAUCAUGUGAAAGGGAAAAUAAUUCACUUAAAUAUGAACUUCAUGUUGUUUCCAAAGAGCUUGAAAUUCGCAAUGAAGAAAAAAACAUGAGUAUGAGAUCUGCAGAAGCUGCUAACAAGCAGCAUACGGAGGGUGUAAAAAAAAUUGCUAAGUUAGAGGCUGAGUGCCAAAGAUUACGUGGUCUUGUGAGGAAAAAGUUACCUGGUCCUGCUGCACUUGCACAAAUGAAGCUAGAAGUUGAAAACCUUGGUCGAGAUUAUGGAGAAAGUCGAUUAAGGAAGUCUCCUGUGAAGCCUGCUACCCCUAAUUUGUCUCCGUUACCUGAUUUUACCCUGGAAAAUGUGCAGAAAUUCCAGAAGGAGAGUGAAUUUCUUACAGAACGUUUACUGGCAAUGGAAGAAGAAACAAAGAUGCUGAAAGAAGCUUUGGCUAAACGCAACAGUGAAUUGCAGGCCUCAAGGAGUAUGUGUGCUAAAACACUAAGCAAACUUCAAAGUUUGGAAGCACAACUUCAGACAAGUAACCAGCUGAAAGUAUCUCCAACGUCCGUUGUCCAGAUCACUCAUGAAAGCAUUUAUAGUCAAAAUGCAAGCAAUGCACCAAGCUUGGUCUCCAUGUCUGAAGAUGGAAACGAUGAUGCAGGAAGUUGUGCCGAGUCUUGGUCUACAGCAAUGAUCUCUGGGCUAUCCCAAUUUCCUAAAGAAAAGUGCACUGAGGAAUCAAGCAAAUCUGAAGCGACUAAGAAGUUGGAACUAAUGGAUGACUUUCUAGAGGUGGAGAAGUUGGCUCAUUUGUCAAAUGUUUCCAAUGUAGAAGCCGCUGUUUUAAUUUCUUCUAACAAUAAGGCUACUGACAUUGUCGCCAAUGAUGUGUCAGAAGUUAGUGCUGGCAAUGAAAAGAACGGUAAUUCAGAUCCAUUCCCAAGUCAAGUGUCUUCUGGUGCAUUGAUGUUGGCAGCUGAUCCCCAAACCAAUGUUGGUGGCUUGUUACUAACAGAACUUAGAUCAAGAAUUUUAAUGGUUUUUGAGUCCUUAGCUAAGGAUGCUGAUAUAGGGAAGAUUGUGGAGGAUAUUAAACAUGUGCUUGAAGAUUCACAUGACACUGCCCCCCACCACUCUGUGGAUGCCCAUUCUUCUGAUGCCAAAUGUGAUAGGCGGGAUAAUCCUGAAGAUGCUGGCUUAAAUCUUGAAAAUGAAAGAAUUUCAUCUCAUCAACCCAAAGAAUACGUGCAGAUAACUUCAGAUUUAGAAGCUGCAAUUUCUCAAAUUCAUGACUUUGUAUUGUUCCUAGGAAAGGAAGCGACAACAUUUCAUGACAUAUCUUCUGAUGGAAAUGAAAUGAGGCAAAAGAUUGAGGAGUUCUCUGUCACAUUUAAUAAAGUAUUAUGCAACAAUGCAAGUUUACUACAGUUUGUUCUUGACCUGUCAUAUGUCCUAGCUAAAGCAAGUGAUUUCAGAUUUAAUGUCCUUGGUUACAAGUGUACAGAAACUGAAACUAACAGUCCUGAUUACAUAGAUAAGAUUGCUUUGCCUGAAAACAAGUUAGCUCAAGACAAAUCAUCUGGAGAAAGAUAUCAAAAUGGUUCUUCCCAUAUGCUUAAUCCAUGUUCUAAUCUUGAGGUUCCUGACGAUGGAAAUUUGGUCGCAGGCUAUAAAGGGAAUGCUGCCUCUCACAAACUGUCAAUGGAGGAAUUUGAAGAAUUGAAAUUAGAGAAAGAAAAACUAGUAAUUGAUUUCUCAAAAUGUACCGAAAAUCUUGAAAUAACAAAGUCUCAAUUGCUAGAGACUGAGCAACUUCUAGCAGAAGUUAAAUCACAAUUGGCCUCUGCUCAAAGAUCGAACAGCUUGGCUGAGACACAGCUAAAGUGUAUGGCAGAAUCCUACAAGACACUUGAAACACGUGCCCAAGAGUUUGAAACUGAGUUGAACCGUCUGCAAUGCAAGACAGAAACUCUGGAGAAUGAGCUUCAAGAUGAAAAGAGGGCUCAUGAUGCUGCUUUGGCCAAGAGCAGAGAGCUUGAAGAGCAGUUGCAAAGGAUUGAGAGCUCAGCAGCUGAUAAUGACCUCAAGACUUCGAAUGAGAGAGAUUUGGCAGCAGCUGCUGAAAAGCUGGCUGAAUGUCAGGAAACCAUAUUUCUUCUGGGCAAGCAGUUAAAUGCUCUACGUCCUCAAACUGAGCCAAUUGAAGCAUCUUACAAUAAGAUAAACCCAAAGGUUGAAGGCUUCACAGAAGAUGAACCUACUACUAGUAGCACAAAUUUUCAAGAAUUAGGUCAGUUGGAGAUGGAUGGUGCUACUUCUGCUUUUGUGCAAAGAUUGAGUUCGGAGUCCCCUUUGCAUUUUUCCAACAGUUUAUUUAGCCCGUCAGAUAAUGAGUCCACGCCCCUUCCAGCCAGAUCCCCAGUACAGCAUCCAAAAUCAAAACCAAAACACAGGCCUACCAAGUCAGCCUCUUCUUCAGCUUCUUCUGCCACUACACCUGAGAAACAUGCACGGGGAUUUAGUAGAUUCUUUUCACCAAAAGGAAAACCCACUCAUUGAGCUUGCAGCUUGCGGGCUCUAUGUUAAUUCAUGACGAGGAAGCCACAUUUUGAAAAGUACUAUGGUCCAGACCGUUUUAAUGUUUGACAGAAAUGAGUUUUGGGAGAGGUUUGUGUAACUAAGGAGGGGGAUACCUCGAGUGUCUGGUGAUUCUUGUAUGUAAUGGUUGUACCAUAUGUUGGUUUUUUAUUUUCCCUUUCAUUAUUUUCCCCCUCUACCAAACGAUAAACGUUGACAUAGUCUCUUAAGUUUUACGGGAUGUGUUGAUUAUUUUGUACUUCACAAAAAUGGCCAAACCUUCAAUUUUUUAAGAACAAGAAUGAAUAGAUUGUUCAAGUGGUUGCGAC